Molecule: messenger RNA, 1902 nt
Organism: Terrapene triunguis (Three-toed box turtle)
Lineage: Eukaryota; Metazoa; Chordata; Testudines; Emydidae
Product: leukocyte elastase inhibitor-like
Exons: 7
Coding region: 115-1251 (378 amino acids)
Biological process (GO): negative regulation of endopeptidase activity
Molecular function (GO): serine-type endopeptidase inhibitor activity
Source: RefSeq, a predicted model, not a curated record
GCACACGCUCCCCACCCCUGGCCUGGGUAAGCUCGCAGGGCUGAGUCACUAGUUCAGGUGUCUCUCCUACUGCCUGGAACCAGUGAAUCCCCAGCCGGCUGCAGGCUUGUAACCAUGGAGAAACUGAGUAAUGCAAACACCCAUUUUGCUCUCGAUCUGUUUAGAAAGUUGAAUGAAACCAACCCAACAGGAAAUAUCUUCUUCUCGCCAGUCAGUAUUUCUGCUGCACUGGCCAUGGUCCUUUUAGGGGCUAAAGGUAACACAGAGACACAGCUGUUGAAGACCCUUCAUUUUGAUGUUGUUGAAGAACUUCAUUCAAGAUUUCAGACCCUGACCUCUGACAUAAACAGAAGUGGAGCUUCCUAUCUGUUGAAGCUUGCCAGUCGGCUUUAUGGAGAGAAGACCUACAAUUUUUUAGCAGACUUCUUGACUAAGACUCAGAAAUUAUAUGGAGCUGAUUUAGCUACGGUUGAUUUUCUACUUGCUCCAGAUGAAGCAAGGAAACAAAUUAACCAGUGGGUAGCAGAACAGACUGAAGGUAAAAUCCCCAACCUGUUGUCUGAGGGCACAGUUAAUAAUCUGACCAAACUAGUGUUGGUGAAUGCUAUUUAUUUCAAAGGAAAUUGGGCUGAGAAAUUUAAAGAAGCAGAUACGAAACAAAUGCAAUUUCGGUUAAAUAAGAAUGAAAAAAAGACAGUGCAAAUGAUGUAUCAGAAAGAGAACUAUCCUUUUGGGUACAUCUCUGAACUGAAAUGUCGUGUGCUAGAGCUUCCCUAUGAUGGAAAAGAACUUAGCAUGAUCAUCCUGUUACCUGAUGACAUUGACGAUAACUCCACUGGACUCCAGCAGCUAGAGAAGCAAAUCACCUUAGAAAAACUCCAGGAAUGGACACAGCCACAAAAUAUGCAUCCCAUUGAUGUUCAUGUGCAUCUGCCUAAAUUUAAGCUGGAAGACAGCUAUGACCUUAAAUCAGAUUUAUCAGAUCUGGGCCUGCAGGAUAUAUUUGACAGUGGCAAGGCUGACUUGUCUGGAAUGUCAGGCGCACGAGACCUCUUUCUAUCUAAAAUUGUACACAAGUCUUUCAUAGAAGUGAAUGAAGAAGGCACAGAAGCUGCAGCGGCCACUGCUGGCAUUGCUAUGCUCUGUAUGCUUAUGGAAGAGGAUUUCAAUGCUGAUCACCCUUUCCUUUUCUUCAUCCGUCACAACCCAACACAAAGCAUACUUUUCUUUGGCAGAUAUGCUUCUCCAUAAAAGAGAAGACAGCUACAGCUGAGGACCUGAUCCUAUUUCCAUUUAAACCAGUGGGAACCUGUAAUUAAGUUCUUACAAAUUUUGUAAUUCUGCAUUUCACAAUAAAAUGACUACUCAGAAAUUGAUACCUAAGAUCCUUCGUGGGCUUCUUUGCCAAUUCCUUAGCACUGAUAUCUGUUUGUGUACAGUAAAAUCUGCCUUAUGCAAUGACUUGCAGGGCUGACAAAGUCUGGUUUCUCAACACGGUUGAUCUUUUAAUAAAGGUGGACCAGAAUUGAACGUAGUACUUUUGGGGAUUCUUUGAGACGGUUACUUGAGUCAGAAAAUUCCCUAAUGUAUAAAUGCCCUCUUGUGUGGGUUUUGCCAUAUUACUGUGAACUGGCAGUGACUUCCCUUUGGUGUAAUUCCCCUCUCUGCUGACUUUGAUCCAGUAAUUCAAUGUGCUUCCUCAGCAUGAUAAGUUUGCAAGGCUUUUCCUUUCUUAGGACUUGGCUACACUUGCAAGUUAGAGCGCAUUAAAGCAGCCCUAGGUGUCCUAACUCACAACCCGUCCACACUGACAAGGCACUUAGAGUGCCAGGACUCUGCAGCUGGAGCGCUCCUGAGUAAUCCACCUCCACGAGAAGCAUAACGCUUGCUCCGCCUUGGCUG